Molecule: messenger RNA, 1515 nt
Organism: Chrysoperla carnea
Lineage: Eukaryota; Metazoa; Arthropoda; Insecta; Neuroptera; Chrysopidae
Gene: Tgt
Product: queuine tRNA-ribosyltransferase catalytic subunit
Exons: 5
Coding region: 94-1302 (402 amino acids)
Cellular component (GO): cytosol
Molecular function (GO): tRNA-guanosine(34) queuine transglycosylase activity
Source: RefSeq, a predicted model, not a curated record
CUUAACGUGUAAAAAUACAAGGGAGAUACAAAAAUUAAUUUAAAUUUCGAACAAUAAUUUUUGUAGUUUAAUUUUUUUUUAAAUAUAACAAUAAUGACCACGUGCGAAUCCUCAAGUAUAGAAAAAUCACCCUUGACAUUUAAAAUUUUGGCGGAAUGUAGCAAAUCGAAAGCUCGAACAAGUAUUAUGACUUUACCCCAUGGUGAUGUCGAAACUCCUGUAUUUAUGCCAGUUGGAACACAGGGUACUUUAAAAGGACUUUUACCAGAUCAAUUAGAACAAUUAAAUUGCCAAAUUAUGCUUUCAAAUACAUAUCAUUUAGGCACACGACCGGGGACGGAAAUAAUCGAAAAAGCUGGUGGUUUACAUAAAUUUAUGGGAUGGAAUCAUAAUUUACUAACUGAUUCUGGUGGAUUUCAAAUGGUUUCAUUGUUAUCAUUAGCGGAAAUCACCGAAGAAGGAGUACGAUUUCAAUCACCGUAUUCUAAUGGCAAAGAAGUAAUGCUUACACCUGAACAUUCCAUAGAAAUACAAAAUGUAAUUGGUGCUGAUAUCAUAAUGCAAUUAGAUGAUGUUGUUGAGACAAUAAAAACUGGUCCGCGUGUAGAAGAAGGAAUGUAUAGAACUAGUAGAUGGUUAAAACGUUGUUUAAGCGCCCAUCAAAAGCCAGAUACACAAAAUAUUUUUCCAAUUGUUCAGGGUAAUUUAAAUCCCGAUUUACGUAAAAUAAGUGCAUCGUUACAUAUACAAUGUGAUGUACGAGGAUUUGCUGUUGGAGGAUUAAGUGGUGGAGAAAGUAAAAACGAUUUUUGGCCCGUAGUUCAUUUAUGUACAGAUAUUUUACCAAAGGAUAAACCCCGAUAUUUAAUGGGAGUAGGAUUUUCUGUGGAUCUCGUCGUUUGUGUUGCAUUAGGAAUUGAUAUGUUUGAUUGUGUAUUUCCUACACGAACCGCUAGAUUUGGCUGUGCCUUAGUUCGAACUGGUCAAUUAAGUUUAAAACAAAAAAAAUACGAAAAUGAUUUUCGUCCAAUUGAGGAAGAUUGUGAUUGUACAACUUGUCAACGGUAUACCCGUGCCUAUUUACAUGCAAUUGUUACAUCAUUACCAGUUGCCUGUCAUUUGUUAACUGUGCAUAAUGUUGCACAUCAUUUACGAUUGAUGCGAAAUAUUCGUGAGAGUAUUAAACGGGACAAAUUUUCAGAAUUUGUACAAAAAUUUAUGUUGGACGUAUAUCCAGAUAAGGAAUAUCCUAAAUGGGUAGUAGAUGCCUUAAAAGCAGUUAAUAUAGAAUUAAUUAGUUAGUUUUAAUUGUAAAUAUGUAUACAUACCAAAAAUUUUUUGUAUGUAAUUUUUUUAAUUUCUGUUUUAAUAUUAUUCUACAAUUAAAUGCAAAUCGUAGUCGGAAGUAUUUGGCAAAAAAGUAUAAAUGGUAAUCAUUCGUACCAUGACUUUGUAUCCAAUACAAUAUAAAGCUAAAAUAGACCUUUUUCACAUUUUUUUUUCUUUUUUUUUUUA